Anguilla anguilla (European eel) is the source of this 1144-nucleotide messenger RNA. Its product is annotated as serine-rich and transmembrane domain-containing protein 1-like. Gene Ontology annotation, cellular component: intracellular membrane-bounded organelle. The record is from RefSeq and is a predicted model, not a curated record. The transcript has 2 exons. Lineage: Eukaryota; Metazoa; Chordata; Actinopteri; Anguilliformes; Anguillidae. Bases 280 to 705 code for a protein of 141 amino acids.
GGGAGAGGCAGACAGAGACAGAGAGAUGCAGCAGGAGGAGGCAGUCUGGCUGGUCAAUACUCAUAACUCAGAUGACAGUCCACACAUGACUACAAUUACCGCUGAGCCUGGUUCCUUUUUCUGUGUUAUCAUUGUGCAGGCUGAGCACUGCCGAGUCAGUCAGAGCCCUCCUAAUACGAGCUUGUAACUGAGCUUCAAAUGAGAGAUUUCAGAACAUGAAGAGGAAGGAUUGUCCCGUACGCUCCUUAAAGGUAGAUUAGAAUAAUAGGCACCUGCUGCAUGCCUACGCUGCAUGGAGUCAAAGUCUUCGGUCUCUCCGACUGCUUCCAUGGAGUGAGUGAAGCGCUCGUGAUGUCAGGCAUGGAGUUACCAGCGGCGGGUUUGAACAGCUCCCGCCUGGGGAACGUGACGUUACUGAAGCCCGUCCCCACCUCCAUUUCCACCGCCGUGGACUCCUCCUCCUCCUCCUCCUCCUCCUCCGCCUCGGAUCGCCUGGAGAACGUCUACGUCUACGUCUCCAUCUUCCUCAGCCUCCUCGUCUUUCUCCUCCUGUUGCUGGUCAUUGCCCUCCACAGACUCAAGAACAUCAUCUCCUCCAGCUCCUCUUACCCAGAAUGCACCAGCAACGGAGGGAACUCUUUCACCAACAUUGAGAUUUGCAGCCUGUCUUCUCAAAGGUCCACGGUGUCUUCCUUAUCUUGCUGAGGCUACAACUACUGAAAAUAAGCAUGCAAAUCCUUCAUUCUGGCACGCACGCACACAUACACACAGCACAGGGAAAGUAAAGUACAUUAGCAAGUGCAACCUCAACGGCUAACAGUAUUAACAAAUUAUCAUACUGUCACAGAGACAGCUACUUGGUGAUAUGUAAUAUACCUAAUAAACCUUUGUUAAGAGAUUUCUCUGUUUGGAUGCUGGGCACUAGGUCACUCCUGCAUUUCCAUAUUUCUCUAAACACAGGUUAUACCAGCUUCUUAACAUUUUAACUGUACACUGAUUCAUGGUUUUAUUCUUUUCAAAAAGGACGGUCUUUGAUGUGUUGCAAGUUCUAAUAUAUGUCACUGAAAUGUUGUAGGCAACACACUGGUGUUGGAGAUGGAGAAAAGUGGAAUUCUAAGUAUCAUAAAAUCAUACUGAAUUGCAA